Molecule: messenger RNA, 2338 nt
Organism: Oldenlandia corymbosa var. corymbosa
Lineage: Eukaryota; Viridiplantae; Streptophyta; Magnoliopsida; Gentianales; Rubiaceae
Source: the annotation of a GenBank genome assembly
GGGGGGCAAAUUAAAUUAAUUGAAGAAUAGAAGAAGACCAAUCUCUCUCUCUCUCUCUCUCUCUCGUCAAAGGCAGGGAAAUGAAAUGAAAUAAAAUUACCGAAAAAAAAAAUGGAUUUAAUGCUGACGUGCCAUUUCUUUACGGCCACAACAACUAUAAAAGGAGAUGCAAAAUGGAAUGCCAGAUAGCAACCUCCUACCAAUUUCUCCAAAAUCUCUCACUCCCACCAUUUUUUUUUUUUUUUCCUUCAGAGACUUUUCCUUGGAAUCUCAGAAUUCUUUUUUCUGUCUCUCUUUUGUAAUCGGUUCCUUGUUCUCCUGUUAAUUCUCUUCUUUCUUCUAUAACAAAAAUCUUUGCCUUUGAUCUCCCCAAAAUAUACAUACAGAAAUGAAGCUACUCUCAAAGAAAGCCACAUGCAAUUCCCACGGACAAGACUCAUCGUACUUCUUAGGAUGGCAAGAGUAUGAGAAGAACCCAUAUGAUGAAGUCAAGAAUCCCACCGGAAUCAUUCAGAUGGGUCUUGCAGAGAAUCAGCUAUCCUUUGAUUUACUUGAGUCUUGGCUGGCGGAAAACCCGGAUGCCAGUAGCUUCAAGAGAAAUGGAGAGUCCAUAUUCAGGGAGCUGGCUCUUUUCCAAGACUAUCAUGGCCUGCCUGCAUUCAAAAAGGCGUUGGCUGAGUUCAUGGAAGAAAUCCGAGGAAACAAAGCCAGCUUUGAUCCCAACAAUCUGGUCUUAACCGCGGGAGCCACUUCAGCCAACGAGACCCUCAUGUUCUGCUUAGCUGAAGCCGGCGACGCUUUCCUCCUUCCCACUCCUUAUUACCCUGGGUAAGUCGUCCGAGCUACUAAUAAUUGAUUAUAUUACAAUUUUCCAAAAAAAAAAAAAAAAGUCGCUUUCCCGUAGUAUAUAUACUACACUAUUUGUCACGUGCCCCAUGGCUAAUGAAAUAAAUGCAAAAACCACAUUAUGCAGAUUUGAUAGGGACCUCAAGUGGAGAACUGGGGUUGAAAUUGUUCCAAUUCAGUGCCACAGCUCUAAUAAUUUCCAAAUCACCGAAUCCGCCCUGGAGGAAGCUUACAACCAGGCCCGAAAGCAGAAUCUUCGAGUCAAAGGCGUUCUGGUGACGAACCCGUCAAACCCAUUGGGCACAACAUUGACCCGCAACGAACUCAAUCUCCUCGUCAGUUUCGUGGACUCCAAGAAUAUCCACCUCAUCAGCGAUGAGAUAUACUCCGGCACUGUUUUUAACACCCCGGGUUUCGUCAGCGUGAUGGAAGUUUUAUCGGACCGAAACUUGGCCAACACUCCAGUCUGGGAUCGGGUCCACGUUGUUUACAGCCUUUCCAAAGAUCUGGGACUUCCCGGUUUUCGAGUUGGAGCUAUUUAUUCCAACGACAACAUGGUUGUGGCUGCAGCGACGAAGAUGUCGAGCUUCGGGUUGGUUUCAUCCCAGACUCAGUACUUACUCUCCGCCAUGCUUUCGGACAAGAAGUUCACCAAAUAUUACGUGUCCGAGAAUCAGAGACGGCUGAAGAACCGGCAUGCGAAGCUGGUCAAAGGUCUGGAAAGCGCGGGAAUUAAGUGCCUGGAAAGCAAUGCGGGUUUGUUUUGCUGGGUUGACAUGAGGCAUCUGUUACGGAACAACAAGAGCUUUGACUCGGAGAUGGAGCUGUGGAAAAAGAUAGUGUACGAGGUCGGGUUAAAUAUCUCGCCCGGGUCAUCGUGCCAUUGUACCGAACCGGGUUGGUUUCGUGUGUGCUUUGCCAACAUGUCGGAAGAAACGCUGGAGCUGGCCAUCCAAAGGAUAAAGGAUUUUGUUCUGAUGGCAACCGCCACCAAAUUAUCGCCAACCAAAAUUAAUCAUCAUCCUAGUCAUCAUCAUCAUCAUCAUCAUCAUCAUCUCUGUCGUUCUUCCAACAAGAAUUCAGGACGAAAGUCUUCUUCUCUCACUAAGUGGGUUUUUCGGCUGUCGUUUCAUGACCGUGGUGAAAAUGAACGAUAAGUCUGGAGGCUGGUCUUUCCUCGUCCUGGGCUCUCUUGUGUCUGAACGCAUAGUCCAUCCAUCCCUUAAUUUGACCCCCAUCAUAUCUUCUUUAAUUUUUUUUACAAAUUUUUAUUUUUUUUACUCAAUAUUCAUAUAUGUUGAGUUUAAGGUACAAAUUUUGUAUCCAGUAUAUUAGUAUUAUAUAUGUAGAGAGAAAAAGAGAUUAAUUAGUGAGAGUGCACUCUAUCCCCAUGUGGAUGGUAGUGGUUAAUUAUUACUACUUGCUUCAUUUAUUUUUGUAAAAUCUAUUGAAGUCUUCCCAGAUAUAUUAAUUUGUUAUCAUUGUUGCUUAA